Messenger RNA from Microplitis mediator, 1451 nucleotides. RefSeq names its product nucleoside diphosphate kinase 6 (gene nmdyn-D6). The transcript has 3 exons. The coding region runs from base 133 to 678 and encodes 181 amino acids. The record is from RefSeq and is a predicted model, not a curated record. NCBI's taxonomy places the organism in Eukaryota, Metazoa, Arthropoda, Insecta, Hymenoptera, Braconidae. Gene Ontology annotation, biological process: GTP biosynthetic process; UTP biosynthetic process; CTP biosynthetic process. Gene Ontology annotation, molecular function: nucleoside diphosphate kinase activity.
CUAUAAAUAUUUAACAGAGAGAGCACGUGCAAAUGACAGUUUCGUAAAAAUAAAUUAAAUAUUUAUAUAAUGAUUACGAGGUAUCAACAAAUAUAUAAAAACUCAAUAACUGUCAAUUGGUGAGCAGUAAGAAUGCGGUCUCCAAAUCCACUGCAGUUAACUCUCGCGAUUUUAAAACCUCACGUUAUCAAAAGUCCGUUCGCGCUCCAGAAAAUACGUGAAAUAAUAAUUGACAACGACUUCAAAGUCGUGAGGUCUCGUCGGACAAAGAUCACAUCCGCCGAGGCGAGUUUUUUCUACCAAGACCACAAGGAUAAAUUUUUCUACAACCGACUGGUGACGUUUAUGUGCAGCGGAGCUUCAGAUGUUCAUAUUUUAGCGCGAGAUAAUGCCAUCGUCAGGUGGAGAGAACUUAUGGGCCCCACAAAAGUUUAUCAGGCCCAAUAUUUAUCACCGGAAUCAAUCCGGGGCAGGUACGGGCUCUCUGACACCAGGAAUGCAACUCACGGGUCAGAUUCUCCUGAUUCUGUCAUAAGAGAAAUAAAAGUUUUUUUUAAUGACUUUGAUGUCAACGAAUGGUACGACACCGAAGAAAUUUAUUUUAAUCGCGGGCAAGUUAAGUUUUGUCCAGAUUUAUUUUUACAUAAAAUUGAUAAAACCGCAGAACCGGUAAAUUGAAUUUUUUUUUUAAUUUUACUCACUAGUCCAAAGAAAUUUUAAUCGUUAAUUAGUUUUUAAUUAUUAUUAUUACGGUACUAUUAAUUAAUAUUACUACUGAUGGCGAGUGUGAGCGUAGCAGACAUCCGACAAUUAUAAGUUUUAAAUAAACGUACAAAAUUAAUAUUUAAUAAAAAUGAAGAAAUUCACAUUUGCAGAAUUUAAAAAUCUGUAUGUGUAUUUUUUUAUUUUAUCUUUUUAAUUGUUUAGUUCGUUUCUUUAUAAAUUAAAAUUUUUCCUAUACCUGCUACAUCAUGAUACUGAAGUUAGCCGACGUCCAAUAAUUUUUGGAUUUUUUUUUAAACACUAAAUUAUUAAAAAAAAAAAUAAUUAAAAAAAUUUCACCUAUGGUUUAUUAAAUUUUCUACAUGUGCAUAUUUUUAUUUUUAUUUUUUUUUUUAAUUAAGCCGUUGAAAAAAAAAUUCGAAAAUUUUUAACUGUCUGCUAACUUCAAAAUCUACUACAUCCACAUACUGAUACUGAAGUUACCCGCCGUCAAAUAAUUAAUUGAUUUAAAAACGAUAAAUAAAAAAAAAAAAUAUUUAAAAAAAUGCACUUAUAGUUUUUUUAAUUUUCUACAUGUGCAUUUUUUUUUUUUUUUUUUUUAAUUGAUUUGUUGACCAAAGUAGAAUUCAAAAUUUUAAUUGUCUGCUAAACUCUAGGAUCGUUUACUGUAAAUAAAAAAUGAAUGAAAUUAUGAGUUUAAAUAAAUAUAUAAGAAACAAUUGUUGGCA